Hibiscus syriacus is the source of this 1969-nucleotide messenger RNA. RefSeq names its product protein indeterminate-domain 7-like. The record is from RefSeq and is a predicted model, not a curated record. Gene Ontology annotation, cellular component: nucleus. The coding region runs from base 348 to 1742 and encodes 464 amino acids. Gene Ontology annotation, molecular function: DNA-binding transcription factor activity. NCBI's taxonomy places the organism in Eukaryota, Viridiplantae, Streptophyta, Magnoliopsida, Malvales, Malvaceae. The transcript has 4 exons.
CAUGGAGGAUCUGCUUCAGCUCUAUAUCUGGUUAUAUAUUUGCAUGAGUUAUAAUAUAUUACUUGCUCUAUUUGUUUCUUCUUAAAGUAUUUCUAAACAACAAAACAGCCAUUGUCUCUUGGGUUGAAUCCAAUACGAUGAUUAUCGUAUGUAUUCGUUCAUAUAUGUUAAGCAUAGCUAACCAAGUAUCAAUUUCUUUAUCUUUUAUCACUUAGUUUUGGUUUUUUAUCUUUGGAUUUUCUUUUUGUACGUGUACCCAACUUUUUUUUUAUUUUUUUGUAAAACCAAGAUCCAUGGGGCAUGAUGCCAAUUCUGGAGGUCUGAUUCAUUGGUUCAUGCAGUAGAAGAUGAUGAAGGGCUUAUUAUUCCACCACCAACAGCAACAAAAACGAGUUUUUGAAGAGAAUAUGUCGAAUUUGACUUCGGCUUCUGCAUCUGGUGAAGCCAGUGUUUCAUCAGGCAAUAGAAUUGAAGCUGGUUCCAAUUAUCCUCAACAAUACUUCACCACUCAACAACCUCAAGCUCAGCCGGCCAAGAAGAAGAGAAACCUACCAGGCAACCCAGACCCGGAUGCAGAAGUGAUAGCUUUGUCUCCUAAAACACUCAUGCUGACGAAUAGAUUCGUGUGUGAGAUCUGCAACAAAGGGUUUCAAAGAGACCAGAACCUUCAGCUUCAUAGAAGAGGACAUAAUCUGCCAUGGAAGUUAAAGCUAAGAACAAGCAAAGAGGUGAGGAAGAAGGUGUACGUUUGUCCGGAAGCAAACUGCGUUCACCAUGAUCCGUCGAGGGCGCUCGGAGACUUGACUGGAAUCAAGAAGCACUUCUCGAGGAAACAUGGCGAAAAGAAGUGGAAAUGCGAAAAAUGUUCGAAGAAGUAUGCAGUUCAAUCGGAUUGGAAAGCUCAUUCCAAGAUUUGUGGCACUAGAGAAUAUAGAUGUGACUGUGGAACCCUCUUCUCAAGGAGGGAUAGUUUCAUCACUCAUAGAGCAUUCUGUGAAGCUUUGGCAGUGGAGAAUGCAAGAGCAAUCAACCCGCUUCUUUCAGCUCAUCAGCCAGGUGAAGCCUCGUCUCACAUUAGUUUACAAGCGCCACAGUUCAAUCCCCAUGCAUUUUCACUUAAGAAUGAGAAGCAAAGUUUCACUCCUCUAAGGGCAGAGAUUCCUCCAUGGCUGGCCAGCCAAGCAAUGCUCGGGGCUGGUCCUGGCCCACAGCACCCUAUAGACCUUUCCUCCUCAUCAUCGUCAAUAUUCUCCUCGAGAUUAGAUCAUCAAGAUUUAACGCUACAUGGGAACCCCAGCCCUAACCCUAGUCUUGUCCCCACUCUCCCUCCUCCUCCAUACCAUGAAACGACAGUGCCUUCCCCUCACAUGUCAGCCACUGCAUUGCUUCAGAAAGCAUCUCGUAUGGGUUCGACCGUGAGCGGUAAAAUUGGGUCAUCAACAGUACCGGCCUCGUUGAUGAGACCCCACCAACCUACUCACGUGCCUGCUGAUUCUGCUGGCACUAACAACAACACAACAACAGCUGGUUUUGGACUCGACUUGCCUUCACGUGAACAAGAACUCCAUGUGGGUAGUAGUGGUGGACUUAUCCAUGGCUUGCCUCCUUUCGGGAACCGUAAACCUUCUGCUGCCAUCGCAGGCGUUCAUCAUCAUCAUCAUGACAACGUUGUCUCAGAAGAUAGAUGGGAGUUCCAUCAACGAAUCAUUCUCGAAAACAACGACGACAAACGCUACCACUGAGCAGAGUCAAGGCUUGACAAGAGAUUUCUUGAGUCUUAGAGGUUUCUCUCAUGCCAAUAUUCUCAACAUCACUGGCACCAGUAGUUACUGCAUCGAUUCUUCGGAUGAGCAACGCGAGCAGUCUAAGAAAUCAUGGCAAGGUUAAGUAAUAUGCCAACUUUUCUUUCUUUUUUCAUUUGAACUUCUUUUCAAACAUAUCUUAAAUUUCAUAAUCUCUUAUGCUACAA